Molecule: messenger RNA, 2772 nt
Organism: Pantherophis guttatus
Lineage: Eukaryota; Metazoa; Chordata; Lepidosauria; Squamata; Colubridae
Source: RefSeq, a predicted model, not a curated record
UUCUGUGAGGAUAGAAGGGCGGGAGAAAUUUUGGCGGGAGAGACUUGCAGCCGCUCUUCUUCGCCUCAGAAACACUGAGGGAGCGGAGCCCCCACUUCUCCCCCCCCCGUGAAGCAGCGGAGGGGGAGGGUCCGCCGUGACCGAAGGCGGCGGCCUCGGAGGGAGUUUCCCCCGUUGGGGCUGCGCUGAAGCCGGAGACGGAAUGGAGGCCCGGGGUUUUCCCCUUCAGGCAGGGAGCAGCCUCCCAGAGGAACCCCGCAGCCCCGAGGCUGAGCGCUGGCGCUUCCGCAGCUGCGGCUCCCGGGAGGCCGAGGGGCCCCGGGCGCUUUGCAGCCGCCUGUACGGGCUGUGUCGGGGGUGGCUGCGGCCCGAGCGGAGCAGCAAAGCCGAGAUGCUGGACCUGGUGGUGCUGGAGCAGCUGCUGGCCCUGCUGCCCCCGGAGCUGGCGGGCUGGCUGAGGGAGUGCGGGGCCGAGAGCUGCGCCCAGGCGGUGGCCCUGGCCGAAGGCUGCCUCCUCGGCCCCGCAGCCGCCCCGGAAAAGCUGGCAAAGGGCCGGCAGUUGCAGGAGCCAUUCAUGAGGGAGUUCUCAGCAGAACUCCAGGGAAGAGGAGAUCGAUCCAGUCCUAAUGAGCUUCCUUUUAGGAGGAUCCAACUGGGGAUACCUUGUCAGGAGAAAGAGAAGUGAGAUCAGCCACAGAAAGACAACUUCUUUCUGAGCAGUUGCCAAGGCAAUUAUUCCUCACCACUUGAGCUUCCCAACAUGUUUUGAGGAAGAAACACUUUAUGCGUCUUGAAACUUCACUAAUAAACUCUUAGAACCUGUAAUUUUAUAGUCUCCUGCCAUGUUUUUUUUUCACUAUUUGAUCCUGUCAUCAUGGUCAGCAAUACUGAACCCUGUCAGCGUUCCAAAUUAGGCUUUCUUCCAGCGCUGACAUAACAAGAUGAACUUUUACCUAGUUUUGUAUGUUACAGAUAGUGUUUCCUGGGAGACGAGGAUGGGGGCUACAUUCCUGUGAAAAGAACGUGCCGGGAUGUAGAGAUGGAUCUGUAUGAUGGCCAAUGGGACAUUGGGGUUGGAGAGCGGAAGAGGAGGGGGUUGGAAGGAGGGGCCAGUUUGGCUGCAAUUUGAAUCAGAAAUGUCGGAUAUUGCUAUUCUUAAAAUAAAAAUGAUUCAUUAGACAGUUUGCACUUGAGAAUGAAGUUUAUUCAAGAUAGCACCGAAACCUGACAGACAGCCAAACUCUCCUCCAAAUCCAGGCUGGCUGAGUUUAAAUCAUCCCAUUCCCUCCCAGACAUCUGGUCGGACGGACUAUGGCUGAAGCCAAGCUCUCGGAGGAAAGCCUGCUUCAAGAAACGGGAGGAGCAGAAGCGGUUGUGAUUCCAGCCAACUUGGAAAAUACAAAGGUUCAACUUUCUCCACCUUCCCUCCCCGCAGAACUUCAAGCAAAGAAACGUGAGGCAGAUAAGUACCCGGGGACUGUGCCAAAAGCCUUAGAGGCGGAAUUUCCUUUUGCAAAUGUAAAAGAUAAAGAAAAACCCCUAAGUGAAUUGGGAAGGGCGAGCUGGGGAUGGGAAUGGCAGCGAAGCCCAGACAAGGCAGCACCUCCCCACCCCAGGAUGAGAGACGAGGCAGAAAGACUGAAUGCUAUGAUAGAACAGUAUUUAAGAUGCUACAUCGACUACCAGCAGUCCAAUUGGGCAGACCUCCUAUCUUUUGCGGAGGUUGCAUAUAAUAAUGCUGUCCACAGCAGCACGGGGCUAACCCCGUUCAAAAUAGUGAGUGGCAUGGAUUUUGUUCCCAUGCCAGAAUACCCGAGGGAGCCCCCUUUCUCAGUCAGUUUGACCGACUGGAUGGCAAUGUUGAGACAAACUUGGGAAAAUGUUAAGAGGGCGCUGGCAAAGGCGGCUCAAUCUUAUAAGGAACAAGCAGACAAGCACCGAACUCCCCAAAGACCAUUUCAGCUGGGAGAGAAAGUUUACCUCUCCACCAAGUACUUGAGACUUAGACUCCCGAGCAGGAAAUUGGGCCCAAAAUUUAUAGGACCAUUUCCUAUAAUAAAAAUAAUCAACCCCGUUACAGUGCAAUUGCAGUUGCCACGGCUUUUGGGGAAAAUUCACCCCGUUUUUCACAGUAGCCUUCUAAAACCUGUAGUAGGGUCUACUUUAAGGCCAACGCCACGUGAACCCCCUGGGCCCCUGGUUGUUGGGGGCCAAACGCACUACGAAGUGCAGCGGAUUCUUGAUUCAAGAUGGCACAGGGGGCGCCUUCAGUACUUAAUUAAAUGGAAGGGUUACCCAUUGUCAGAGGCUUCCUGGGUGAAGAGCGCAAACAUUCAAGCUGAUCGCCUUAUAGCAAAAUUCCAUGCAGACCACCCGGGAAAGCCGGGAGGGGGGGGUGCACAGCCAGGGAGGGGCUGAUGAGACUAAUCUUGUUGUGUUUUCCCUAUGGGAUAGGUGAUGUCGCAGAAGUGAAGGGAGAGGGGCCGGAUGUCAGCGUUCCAAAUUAGGCUUUCUUCCAGCGCUGACAUAACAAGAUGAACUUUUACCUAGUUUUGUAUGUUACAGAUAGUGUUUCCUGGGAGACGAGGAUGGGGGCUACAUUCCUGUGAAAAGAACGUGCCGGGAUGUAGAGAUGGAUCUGUAUGAUGGCCAAUGGGACAUUGGGGUUGGAGAGCGGAAGAGGAGGGGGUUGGAAGGAGGGGCCAGUUUGGCUGCAAUUUGAAUCAGAAAUGUCGGAUAUUGCUAUUCUUAAAAUAAAAAUGAUUCAUUAGA